Messenger RNA from Spodoptera exigua (beet armyworm), 2112 nucleotides. The record is from the annotation of a GenBank genome assembly. NCBI's taxonomy places the organism in Eukaryota, Metazoa, Arthropoda, Insecta, Lepidoptera, Noctuidae.
AGCGAAGCGAGCGAGCUCUAUUACCCAGUUCCACCAACUGAUUGUCUACGAAAAAAAUCCUCAUGUGCGUGUGUAGUUAGAUUAGAUCAAUUUUAGAGCAAUUUUGUGUAAGAAACUUUAUACGUGAUUUAAAGUUGAAUAUACAAGUAAUAAACGAAUUGAGCUUGCAAGAAAACACAGAUCGUAACCAAUUCCACCCAAAUUAAGUUACAUACUUCACUUAGAUACAUUCUGCGUCUAUCGCAAUAUGGCCGUCCUGUAAUGAUUUGGUGGCCAGUAAUAUUAUUGUGAUUUCAUUGUAUGCUAAAUACCAAAAUGGAGCUUCGAGUCGGUAAUAAAUACCGACUAGGUCGUAAAAUUGGCUCAGGAUCUUUUGGAGACAUUUAUCUUGGAACUAAUAUUGUCACCAAAGAGGAGGUAGCUAUUAAAUUAGAAUGUAUAAAGACAAGGCACCCUCAACUACACAUAGAGAGCAAGUUUUACAAACUUAUGCAAGGAGGUGUUGGUAUACCGGCAAUAAAAUGGUGCGGCUCAGAAGGAGACUACAAUGUAAUGGUAAUGGAACUGCUCGGACCCUCUUUGGAAGACCUGUUCAACUUCUGCUCACGUCGCUUCUCCCUCAAGACUGUUCUACUUCUUGCUGAUCAACUCAUCACGCGCAUUGAAGACAUACAUUACAGGAACUUCAUUCAUAGGGAUAUAAAACCAGAUAACUUUCUUAUGGGCCUAGGUAAAAAAGGGAAUUUAGUGUACAUAAUAGAUUUUGGCUUAGCAAAAAAGUACAAAGAUGCACGCACAUUGCAACAUAUUCCAUACAGAGAAAACAAAAACUUAACAGGAACAGCGAGAUACGCAUCGAUAAAUACACAUUUAGGCAUCGAACAAUCACGACGCGAUGAUCUGGAGUCAUUGGGCUAUGUACUCAUGUAUUUCAAUCGUGGAAGUCUUCCCUGGCAAGGACUGAAAGCUGCUACCAAACGCCAGAAAUAUGAGAGAAUAUCUGAAAAAAAAUUGUCAACACCUUUUGACGAACUUUGCAAAAAUCACCCAAUCGAGUUUCAACUAUAUCUAAAGUAUUGCCGACGGCUACGUUUCGAGGAGAGACCUGACUAUAGUCAUCUCCGUCAGUUAUUCCGCACACUGUUCCAUCGACAAGGAUUCACAUAUGAUUAUGUGUUUGAUUGGAACAUGCUCAAAUUUGGUGGUCAACGCGGUAAUUACCAAUCAGGUGGCACUGACCGUACGUUAAGACGUCAUGAACAAAAUCAGGAACAAGAGAACACGGCGGGCGCGGCCGGGCAGCCCAGCACCACUGUGGCGGCCAUCUCGGAGUGGCGGUGAGGGACCUUCCUGUCGUCGCAGUGUUAACACCACCUAUAUGGAACCACGUUCGUAUUGUGACUUGCAUGUUCUGUUCGUAGGGACGAACAUUACACAGACUCGAUAUAUUCACGUAUUUGACGGUGUGUUUUAACGACGACUUAUCACGUCACCGAACCGCGCGGUAGGAAUUGAGGCGUGAGCGUGAAACUUCUUUGGAUGUUAUCACGUUUCGAGAUAAUAGAUUCUGUAUUAAAAUAAGGAAACAAUUUUGUAUGCAUUCGUGUUAACAUUCAUAUUAUUGUAAAUUAUUUAAUUAUAGACUAAGUAUGAUGAUGAGUGGGCCGAGAAAUGAAAAGUUAUUUGUUUGAAUAACACUUGUUUAAGCAUAGAGGUAAUUAAUAGGCCUACCCAUGCAUCGUUGUACUUUAUGCUCAGUUAUAUUUAGAAGUAAGAUACAUAUUCUAUCAUAUUGGUAAGAUUAAACAGUAAUUUGUCAAUUGGUCCCAAGAAAAUCGGUCAAGAGACUGUAACUUGAAAAUAAAGCUCUAUUCUGACAUGCUUAGUGAUCCUACUUGGCGAAAUUUGGCUUAUGGGUUAUGGACAAGUUUAUCAUAGCACAAUUAAAAUAGCUAUAUAUAAGAUAUAAUGAACUAAUGGCCAUGUACCAUCUGAUUUUACAAGUUUACUGUAGCAUUCUAACUACUGGAAACAGACUGUGCAAUACAAGUGAUCACUGAUCAUUUAAAGUUUAAGCAUUUUUUUGAAUGGUCCAACAUUGUUAAAACGGAA